Molecule: messenger RNA, 2355 nt
Organism: Manduca sexta (tobacco hornworm)
Lineage: Eukaryota; Metazoa; Arthropoda; Insecta; Lepidoptera; Sphingidae
Gene: GPHR
Product: Golgi pH regulator
Exons: 9
Coding region: 144-1538 (464 amino acids)
Biological process (GO): intracellular pH reduction
Cellular component (GO): Golgi cisterna membrane
Molecular function (GO): voltage-gated monoatomic anion channel activity
Source: RefSeq, a predicted model, not a curated record
AACUUUACUGAUAUGGAACGUAAAAGUCAAAACGAUUUUGCAAUUUGCAGAUGUCAACAAAACAGUUUUUAUUGUGCAAAUACGAGAAAAUGAAAAUUGUAAAUCGUUUCUUGAUAUAAUAUAUUAUAUGGUAGCUAUUCAAAAUGAGUUUCCUAGAAGAUACGUUGAUAAUUUUGAUAUCCCAGACAAUAUUCUUUGUUGGUGGAUGGAUAUUCUUCGUGAAGCAGCUGUUCCGAGACUAUGAAGUGCACCACACACUUGUUCAGUUAAUAUUCUCCGUAACAUUUGCACUCAGUUGCACCAUGUUUGAGCUGAUCAUAUUUGAGAUUAUUGGAUAUUUGGACUCCAGUUCCAGGUAUUUUCACUGGAACCUGGGCCUCUAUUCCUUAUUGUUUAUGGUCAUAGCUCUUAUACCAUUCUACAUUGCAUAUUUCUGCAUAAGUAAUAUUAGAUUUGUAACCAAAAAUGCAAUCAGACCGUUGACAAUGCUUGUAUGGUUCAUAUAUCUGUACUUUUUCUGGAAGAUUGGAGAUCCAUUCCCCAUAUUAAGUCCGAAACAGGGUAUAUUUUCUAUAGAGCAAGGUGUGUCUCGUAUAGGUGUAAUUGGAGUGACUGUUAUGGCAUUGCUGUCUGGAUUUGGUGCUGUGAACUACCCUUAUACUUCCAUGGCUAUAUUUAUUAGACCAGUAACUCAGGCUGAUGUACUAUCAAUAGAAAAGAAGUUACUGCAAACUAUGGACAUGAUAUUGGUGAAAAAGAAAAGGAUUGCAUUAGCAGAAGCCAAUAGUAUGGGAGGGAGACAGCAAUACAAUAUGUUGGACCAAUCUGCAGUGAAGAAUAGAGGGUUUUGGACAAACAUUUUGUCCAGUGUUGGCAGUAUUACUAAUCCGCUUGGUCAUGGAUCUGAAAAUAUAGCCCAACUCCGCCAAGAGAUAGCAGCAUUAGAGGAACUAAGUAGGCAGCUGUUCCUAGAGGCACAUGACGCCAGAUCCAUGAGAGAGAAGAUCGAAUGGUCGAACACAUUCCAAGGGAAAUAUUUUAACUGUCUCGGGUAUUUCUUCUCGCUGUAUUGUAUUUGGAAGAUAUUUAUUUCAACAAUAAACAUAGUAUUCGAUCGGGUGGGCAAAAAGGACCCGGUGACCCGCGGCCUAGAGAUCGUGGUCCAUUGGCUUGGGCUGAACAUUGACGUGGCGUUCUGGUCUCAACACGUUUCAUUCAUACUCGUCGGGUGUAUAGUGCUUACAAGCAUUAGAGGGUUACUGCUUACGCUUACUAAGUUCUUCUACAAGAUAUCAUCGUCGAAAUCAUCGAACAUAAUAGUGUUAAUUCUAGCUCAGAUAAUGGGCAUGUAUUUCUGUUCGUCGGUGCUUUUGAUGCGCAUGAACAUGCCUCCAGAAUACAGAAUAAUAAUCACUCAAGUAUUGGGAGAAUUGCAGUUUAAUUUCUACCAUAGAUGGUUCGAUGUUAUAUUCCUUGUCAGCGCUUUGACUAGUAUAUUUACGUUGUAUUUAGCACAUAAACAACCCUCUGUUAGUUAGGGGUUAGUUGAUGAUUGAAUCGAGAUAAGCAAGUUGGGCUUAAAACCUUUUUGGCUGUUCCUACUUAUUAUUUAGGCUUUGGAGGACGAAACCCUAAAAAAAUCUUGUAAGUUAAUAUUUCUGUUAAUAUUGUACAAAUGCACAAUGCUAAGAUUAUACAGUUUUUGUAUCUGGGCGGAUUUUUCAAUCAAGUUAUAUAAUCAAAUAUUCGGAUUCCAGUUUGAGGUAGGAUUUACAUUAUAUUAUUAUAUGAUUUUGUGUACCCAUUACAAUGGACUCUUCAAACAUGGCGUGGAUGCAAAACAAUUUGUAUAUCAUAUUUUGUCAGAUUAUAAUUUAUUUGAUUGUAAAAUUAGUUCAAAGUAAUUUAAUAUUAAGACUGAUAUUGUUAAGUGAAAGUGUUGAAUAAAACUCGACAUUAUUUUAACAUCUUUUUAUUAAUAUCUUACAAUAAACUAUAUAGAAAUAGUUAAAGUAGUAAAAUAGUACAUGGAAAGGCCACCUUAAUUACAAUUAAAUUACUGAUGCGAGAAAAAUAGUUUUGAAAGUUUUGGACAUCGAUAUUGGAUGUUCUAUCGAUUGCGAACAAGUGUUUAUUUCGCGAUACAUUUUGAAUUUAUAAUCGAUAAUUCAAAAGUUGUAUCGAUAUCAUAUCGAUUAGUUUAAGAAAAUGUGUAAUCGAUAAUCGAUGGACGUGGCUACGAUAUCGAUGAUCGAAUAAUAUCUCUAUUCACUUCUUCGCAAUCUCAGAUGCCAGUUGAUGCAAUUUUUUUGGAUGUUAUAUAAUUUUGAGCAAUAAAUUAUGAAAUUGCAAUUA